Plodia interpunctella (Indianmeal moth) is the source of this 1569-nucleotide messenger RNA. RefSeq lists its product as uncharacterized. Gene Ontology annotation, molecular function: serine-type endopeptidase activity. The transcript is spliced from 10 exons. Lineage: Eukaryota; Metazoa; Arthropoda; Insecta; Lepidoptera; Pyralidae. Gene Ontology annotation, biological process: proteolysis. The record is from RefSeq and is a predicted model, not a curated record. Bases 84 to 1544 code for a protein of 486 amino acids.
UAAUAAAGUUUUAACGACCGUGAAAUGAGUAAAUUCUAAUAUUCUAGUACAAAUGCUCUCUCAGGAGAGCUAAGUUUAUCGAUAUGAAAUAUAUUAUUUUUAAUGGUUACGUAAAUUGCAUUUGCUUUAUUAGUAUAUUUAUCAUUCAUAAUGUUUUAGUAUCCUCAGUUCCCCUAGAAACGACAAUUCCCCCAAAUCUGCAUACGGUCCUGAGGAACACCAAUGGCAGCCAGGUCUUGAAAAUCCUAAACAACACUAGGAGAAUCGUCGUCGGCACCGAGUCUGGAGACACCAGGCCGUACAUGGUGUACCUAAAGCUGCCAACUAGCAACCCAAAAUACAAGGACUACGCGCGCUGGCUGUGCGGCGGAGUGAUCGUUCAUGAGGAGUAUAUCCUCACGUCAGCCGCUUGCAUUGAGGACGCCAGGCAUUUCUAUGUGGUCUCCGGUACUUUCAAACAUGAUGAACAUGAUGAUCGCUACAACAACCCGUGUAUCAAGUACGGAGCUAAGAAAGCCAUUUGGAAAUGUAUUCCUAGAAAUUACGUGUUCGAUGGCCAUGAGAACGACAACAUCAGGUGGAUGAACAAUGACAUUGCAAUCGUGAAAGUGGACGAAGAAUUCGACUUCACUCGUCGAGUCCGCGGCUGUGACUUCGUGCCCCGUCCGAUCUGCUACAACAACCAAAGUGCCAAACUUGAGGCUCCUGGCACCUUCGGCACUAUCGCGGGUUGGGGGAGCACGCUUAGAUAUAACGAUAACAGUCCUUCUGUGCAAAACCUUCUCGAAGCCGGCGUGCAGUUGAUCCCGAAGACUCGCUGCAAGAGAAGAUGGGGUAAGCGUUACCACAACAUCAUCGACAACUACAUGAUCUGCAGCCAGGAUCUUAGUCAGGACGUCAGUCAACUUUGUGCGGAAAAAUACGUCGACUGUACAGAAAUAACGUAUGACGAUGAAGAUGAGGACGGAGAUACGAGAAGAAUCCUGGACCCUGAGAAGUUGUUGCUCCACUCGGCAUAUCACAACUCUUCACAAGGCCUCAAUGAUAGCAGGAGGCAAGAUCAUUUCACUGGAGGUGGAUUCUGCGAGAACGACCACGGCGGUCCUCUGAUCUACGGCGAAGGCGUCAAUGCUAUAGUGAUCGGAAUCAUUUCCGCGUGUCUUGUCAGAGAGAGGACCAAUAUAUGCCACGGCCCGUUCCUCUACACCAGCAUCUACAAGAACCGAGUCCUCAUCAACUGUGCUAUCUACAAGAACGUUGGAAACUGCAAUAAGUUAUUCCGGGCUAGUGAGACUCACAUAGAAGUUGAAAUGAGUUGGGCGGAUCAUCCAGAUGGGCCAGCGAAAAAUGAAAUAAAGAAGAUGAGACGUCAAGUGGGCAGCGUGACCAAACCAGUGAAUGCCACGACAUUGGCUACUUCAGACGUAGUCGCGCAACAUCAAGGCGUAGUCAUUCGCUCGUUGGUCAACGUGACUAACACAAAAGUGACUACAAUGCAAGCCAAGAGUACUAUCGCCAAGGCUACGGCAGCCGUGACCGUGUGAUUUAUGAAUAAAUUUUAUGAUAACA